CCGAGUUUGUCUCCAGCAUGACGGCCUGCGUCCCCAAAGAGGAAGAGAUGCUCUAAUUGGUUUCUCAAUAAAGGAUCAUCAAUAGUUCCCAACUUCCCUGGAGGGUCAGGGUCUCUGUCUGUGGACAAGCGCUGCUCGGAUAUAUCAACCGAUCGCUCGGCUGUUUUAAACACCGAUUGAAAUCCCCUCCUCUCAUCACCAUCUGAAAUAAACACGUGGAUUGCAAAGGGAUCCUUCUCAAUACGCACGGCGGAGUCUCGUUUAUCCAUUGGAAACAACGGAAUUCUGACCGUAAAUAUCGGAAUUGUGUUUUUCGAGGGGAAACAACGGUGAAGUGUCCGCAUAUUUCAACAUGAGCGACCUGGAAGAGGACUUUGCCAAGAUUUUAAUGUUGAAGGAGGACAGGAUACGAGACUUGGAGAGGCGUCUGGCAGACAGGGAAGACGAGAUCCAAGAAUUGAAGAGGAAACUGCACAAAUGUCAGUCCGUAUUGCCCAGCGCUCAACUUAUAGGACCGAGGAUCAGGACUCGGGCACAAGGCAUCUCGGCGGAGCCUCAAAACUACCAAGACCUUUCGAGACAAGCCUUUCGGAAAUAUGUCAAGUCCGACUGGUCUAAGGACCUGAUCAAGGAAGCCAUCUUGGACAACGACUUCAUGAAAAACCUGGAGCUGUCUCAGAUCCAAGAGAUCGUGGACUGCAUGUACCCUGUGGAGUAUGGCAAAGACAGCUGCAUCAUCAAGGAAGGUGAUGUGGGCUCACUGGUCUAUGUCAUGGAAGAUGGUAGGGUGGAGGUGACAAAGGAGAGUGUGAAGCUGUGCACCAUGGGACCUGGGAAGGUGUUUGGAGAGCUGGCCAUCCUCUACAACUGUACCAGGACAGCAACCGUCAAGACUCUCACCAAUGUGAAGUUAUGGGCCAUCGACCGACAAUGCUUUCAGACUAUUAUGAUGAGGACGGGCCUGAUCAAACACACCGAAUACAUGGAGUUUUUAAAAAGUGUUCCGACGUUCCAUGAACUACCGGAGGAGAUUCUAAGCAAGCUAGCUGAUGUCCUUGAGGAGACACACUAUGAGGAUGGAGAGUACAUCGUCAGACAGGGAGCCACAGGAGACACCUUCUUCAUCGUCAGUAAGGGAAUGGUGAAUGUGACCAGGGAAGACAAGCCCAGCGGGGAUCCUGUCUACCUCCACAGCAUGGGGAAAGGAGACUGGUUUGGAGAGAAGGCCCUGCAAGGGGAGGACAUCAGAACAGCAAACGUCAUCGCUGCAGAGGCUGUUACAUGUCUGGUAAUCGACAGAGACUCCUUCAAGCACCUGAUUGGAGGGUUGGAGGAGGUGUCCAGUAAAGGCUGUGAGGAUGCUGAGGCCAAGGCUAGGUACGAAGCAGAGAACGCUUUCUUCUCCAACCUCAAUCUGGCUGACUUCAACAUCUUUGACACACUGGGGGUUGGUGGCUUUGGCCGCGUAGAGCUGGUCCAGCUGAAGAGUGAUGAGUUGAAGACUUUUGCCAUGAAGAUCCUGAAGAAGCGUCACAUCGUGGACACGCGGCAGCAGGAGCAUAUCCGCUCUGAAAAACUCAUUAUGCAGGAGGCCCAUUCUGACUUUAUUGUCAGACUAUACAGGACGUUUAAGGACAGUAAGUAUCUCUACAUGCUGAUGGAGGCUUGUCUGGGAGGAGAGCUGUGGACCAUUCUUAGAGACCGGGGUUCGUUUGAGGACUCCACCACCAGGUUCUAUACAGCUUGUGUGGUGGAAGCAUUCGCCUACCUGCAUUCCAAAGGCAUCAUCUACAGAGACCUCAAACCAGAGAAUCUUAUACUGGACCACAGGGGCUACGCCAAGCUAGUGGACUUUGGCUUUGCCAAGAAGAUAGGGUUUGGGAAGAAAACGUGGACGUUCUGUGGAACACCAGAAUACGUGGCACCAGAGAUCAUUCUGAACAAAGGCCACGACAUCUCAGCUGACUACUGGUCUCUAGGAAUCCUCAUGUUUGAGCUCCUCACCGGCAGCCCUCCCUUCUCUGGCCCUGAUCCCAUGAAAACAUAUAACAUCAUCCUGAGGGGCAUCGACAUGAUUGAAUUUCCAAAGAAGAUUACCAAAAACGCUGCCAACUUAAUAAAAAAACUAUGCAGGGACAAUCCUUCGGAAAGACUGGGAAACUUGAAAAACGGUGUCAAAGACAUCCAAAAGCACAAAUGGUUCGAGGGCUUUAACGGGGAAGGUCUACGGAAGGGAACGCUGACACCCCCUAUCAUCCCUAAUGUGACAUCACCAACGGACACAAGUAACUUUGACAGCUUCCCAGAGGACAAUGAAGACCCGCCCCCAGAUGACAACUCUGGCUGGGACACCGAUUUUUAAACGGCACCCCCCACCCCCACCCCCAAUACCAAAUUCUCUUCUGUCAUUGGCCUGGGGGCCUACUUCCUGAUAUAGCUGCAUUCUAAAGACUGCGAUAAAGAGGAAGAGGAGGUCGGAGGAGAGGAAGAGGACCACAACCGCUCUGGGUCACCGAUAUGCCUUCGCUACGCGUGGCUCUGGGACUAGCAUUUAAUGACCUUAUCAUUUCCUCAGUGUUCUCACUCACUCACUCUCUCUCUCUCACACACACACACACACACACACACACACACACACACACACACACACACACACACACACACACACACACACACACACACACACACACACACACUGAGGUAAGUCCUGGAGCUAAAACAAUGCCUAUUCAUUUAGCAGAGAGAGCAUGUGAGAAUGAGUGUAUGUACAAUAUAUGUGAGAGUGUAAGGACACAAAAAGGAACGAUAAAAAAAGUAAAAUAUAUAGGGUGGAAGAUUAUUUUUCUGUUGCGGCCACACACCUGCACUGCUCCUAAAAGGUUGGACAGACACAAACAGACAGGCUGGGUCCAUGUUUGGAAGGCUUCCCCUCUGCACCCUGUUUUCUCUCCAAGACAAAUGGACAGGCUGGUCCCUGAGGUUCGGCUCAGCAGUACCUAGUACCUACAGUAUCUGGUAUCUGGCCCUCCUCAAUAGGGAAACAGGAUCUUAGUCUGACAAGUCAAACAGGUACCAAGUGCUCAUGACGAACGUGAAUGUUACUGUUCCUCUUAAUAUUACUUUUAGAACCACAGAGUAUAUGUAGAUACAAUUUGAAGUUACAUUCUCACACAUAGGCUGCUACACUCAUCUACUUUACUCAUGUACACUGAAUGCAGCAGCUACUUACCUUAAAAAAAGCAACAUUUCUGUUCUGUGCUUCAAAUGUCCUGCUUACAAAUGUAAUCAGUCACACAUAUUCAUCCCUCAUUUCUACAAAGCAAUUUGUUAUUAUGCAGUUAUUAACAAACUUCAUCAACAACAACAGCGAAGAUUCUUGGACCAUCUUUCAUUUCACAGGCAUUGGACGAUCAGAUAAUAAAGAUGUAAUUUAUAAGUCCACUAUAUGCUCUUAGCUACACAUCAACCCUAUGUAUUGCAAAUGUCUGACAUCCUCAUCCUAUGAGUUGCUCUUUCAUCAUGCAGUUACUAACCAAUCAAUAUAAAUGGCAUCCCUUUAAUUAGGUAAGUCAUAUUUUCACGCCACAGUAGUUUAAUUUACCACUUUUAAUGGGGUUUUAAUGCCUUCAGUGCUGUCGUUUCUACAGUAAUGUAAAUACAGGUACUGAAUUAAAUAUGAAUGGAUGAAACGUUAUGAGCACUGGUUAUUGUUACUGUGUAUUGAUAUUAAAGUGCUUGAUUACUUUGUAA
This is a messenger RNA of Coregonus clupeaformis (lake whitefish), 3750 nucleotides long. RefSeq names its product cGMP-dependent protein kinase 1. The record is from RefSeq and is a predicted model, not a curated record. Gene Ontology annotation, molecular function: cGMP-dependent protein kinase activity; ATP binding. The transcript has 18 exons. The coding region runs from base 353 to 2362 and encodes 669 amino acids. Gene Ontology annotation, biological process: protein phosphorylation. NCBI's taxonomy places the organism in Eukaryota, Metazoa, Chordata, Actinopteri, Salmoniformes, Salmonidae.